AUGGGAGGAAAGAAAGUCGCAGGGAGACGAAAGUCACAGGAAGACGAAAGUCACAGGAAGACGAAAGUCACAGGAAGACGAAAGUCACAGGAAGACGAAAGUUACAGGAAGACGAAAGUCACAGGAAGACGAAGGUCACAGGAAGACGAAAGUCACAGGAAGACGAAAGUCACAGGAAGACGAAAGUCACAGGAAGACGAAAGUCACAGGAAGACGAAAGUCACAGGAAGACGAAAGUCACAGGAAGACGAAGGUCACAGGAAGACGAAAGUCAUAGGAAGACGAAAGUCACAGGAAGACGAAAGUCACAGGAAGACGAAAGUCACAGGAAGACGAAAAUCACAGGAAGACGAAAGUCACAGGAAGACGAAGGUCACAGGAAGACGAAAGUCACAGGAAGACGAAAGUCACAGGAAGACGAAAGUCACAGGAAGACGAAAGUCACAGGAAGACGAAAGUCACAGGAAGACGAAAGUCACAGGAAGAAGAAAGUCACAGGAAGACGAAAGUCACAGGAAGACGAAAGUCACAGGAAGACGAAGGUCACAGGAAGACGAAAGUCACAGGAAGACAAAAGUCACAGGAAGACGAAAGUCACAGGAAGACGAAAGUCACAGGAAGACGAAGGUCACAGGAAGACGAAAGUCACAGGAAGAUGAAAGUCACAGGAAGACGAAAGUCACAGGAAGACGAAGGCCAGUGGACGAGGUGAAGGAUUCCCCAGUUCUAAUGGUGGUAUCAAUAGGUAGAAGAAGAAAUAUAUGCUAUAGACGAAGUAUUGAUUGGAAAGUUCAGAGGGUUUACCGAUCGGAGUCCGUCCGAUGCGGCUUUAAUGGCGGCGAUGAUGAGAUAAAACCAGCGGGGGCUUCCGAAUUCCAUGAGGUUGGAGGAUACAAUUCAUUUAUGAAGAAUGUUGAUGUCGAUGAAGAUCAUAUGGUGAAAAUGGCAAAAACUGUGUGUUGUCGUGAUGAAUACAUGGCUUGA
This is a messenger RNA of Vicia faba (fava bean), 984 nucleotides long. Lineage: Eukaryota; Viridiplantae; Streptophyta; Magnoliopsida; Fabales; Fabaceae. The record is from the annotation of a GenBank genome assembly.